UUAUAGUUCUGUGAAGUCGUUGGCAAGGUUUAACAACUAUUAAUUGAAUUCUUCGUCUUGACUCGCAUUUUCCACCGCUUUGGUGAAUAUGGGCGAUGUAGCAGUGGAAAGAACUACAGAACAAUUAGUUCAUCAAUAUUUUUCGCUGGGAUUCGAACAUAAGGAAAUCCUCAAUUAUUUAAAAAUAUUACAUAAUAGAUGUAUCUCAUUGCGUACAUUGAAAAGGAUUUUAGCCAAACUCCAUUUAUAUAGAAGGAAACAUUUUUCUAAUAUUGAGGAUGUUGUUAGAUUCAUGGAGGGCGAAAUUGAAAAAGGCUCCCAAUUACACGGAUAUAGAUGGUUUCACCUAAAAUGUCUUCAGAACGAUUUAGUGGUUAGUCAGUCCAUAGUUCGAGAGCUAUUAUGUUAUUUAGACCCUCAUGGAAUGGAACUUCGUAAAAGAAAGAGACUACGCCGUAGGCAAUAUUCCAAUAAAGGACCCAAUUAUUUAUGGCACAUGGAUUCUUAUGACAAACUGAAACCAUAUGGUAUAUGCAUUAAUGGUUGCAUCGAUGGAUUCUCACGACAAAUAAUUUGGCUUCAAGCAGGACCUUCAUCGAGCGAUUCCAAGGUUAUUGGUGGAUAUUACAUGAAUGCUCUAAAGAUGAUCAAGGGUUGCCCCAAAACUCUCAGAAGUGAUUUCGGUACAGAAAAUACCUUAGUUGAAAGAAUGCAAAAAGCUCUUCAUCAAACUUUCAACGAAGCCACAUCUGAGAGGCCACCUUUCCUUUACGGAAGCAGUACACAUAAUCAACGCAUAGAGGCGUGGUGGUCAAUACUUCGGAAGCAUAAUGCACAAUUCUGGAUUAACCUUUUCGAAAUGCUAAGAGAUGACAAUCUCUAUGAUGGAACAUUUUUAGACAAAUCUCUUGUACAAUUUUGCUUCAUGCAGCUUGUACAGAGGGACCUUGAUGAAGUUGUGCUGGAGUGGAGUGUUCAUAAAAUACGUCCUUCAAGAAAUAGUAAUAGUCCCUCUGGCAGACCAUGUAUCAUGUUUGAAAUGCCAUCGUUAUACCAGACACGGAGCUAUCUGAUAGAAGUACCAUCAUUCGCUCUGGACGCACUCAGUUUAGAUUGUUUAUUCCAGGAAUAUCCUUGUGACGAAGAGUUUUAUCAAUUAUGUGGUAUACUCAUGGCAGAAAAUGAUUUGAGAGCUGAAAACGAUCCAUAUAGUGCGAUAGACUUGUAUAUGAAUUUAAGAAGGAUAUUAAAGGAAAUUUUUGUCUGA
Messenger RNA from Phaedon cochleariae (mustard beetle), 1267 nucleotides. NCBI's taxonomy places the organism in Eukaryota, Metazoa, Arthropoda, Insecta, Coleoptera, Chrysomelidae. The record is from the annotation of a GenBank genome assembly.